AGACGCGGGAGACCUCCACUAGGCCAUUCAAAUGCUAGCUUCUCAAGCGCGCACGGUUUAGGCAACACAGCAACAACUCGGAAGAGGCUGCAUCUCCACAGCAACUUCAGUUUAUCUUCCUGAUCUUGUAAUGUCAGCGAGUGGCGUCGACAUGGAUGUCUUCUGGGAGGCGUGCACGGCGCACGGUGUUGUAAGUAAAAAGCUUGUAGUCCACCGGAGUCCUCAUUCCACCUCCCCGGUGGGGCUGUGCGCUGCGGAGGCCGUCAAGCACGGCGCCCCGCUCAUCAACGUGCCGUAUCAUGCAGUGCUGAACGCACAGACGCUGCGUGGCGACCUCCUUCCCCGGGCCCUGCCCCCGCUGCGCAAAGCGGCGCUUUUCCUGACUCGCCGCGGCAGACUCGGCUUGGUGACGGCGCACAGCUUGUGGCUCGCAUGCUUCCUUGCUUGCCACGCUGAGGAGUGUGCACACGCGCAACACGCUCGGAAGUCUUUCCUUCACCCUUUCCUCAGCAACGGUGUGUACCCACCGCUGCCAAAUCUCUUUCUGACGGCGAAUGCAUCGUCCUGCCCUGGCCUGCGCAGUGUGCCUGCCGCCGAACUGCAGGAGGCAGAGCGCCGCGUGUCCGGCGAGAUGGACUUGAUCCACACCAUGCUUCGGCAUUAUGGAAAGCGCCGCGGCGUUCCUGCCGGUCUCUGUCCCCACAGGGAAGCGCUGGUGCUGUCGUACCGCACGGUGAUGCAACGUGCGAUUCUGCUGCCGUUGAACUGCCAGCCGUCGUCCCCCGAUGAUCUCGCGGAGCUCAUCGAGUCCUCGCCCGGCAUCCCCCUCAUUCCGUCACUGGUGCCGGUGAUCGACAUGAUACGUCCUGCCCAUCCGUCAAAGACAGCGGCAGAAGCUAAGGAGGACGACGAGAGCGAGGCGGAGCUCACGAGCAGCGCCAACUGCACCUUGCUCACUUGUGUGCAGUCGGACUUUGUGUCCCCGUCAAGCCGGCGGCGCGUCAUUGUGGAAACAGCGCCGCUGGCCGCACGCAGGGUGGUGGUCUGCGCUGCGAAGGCGAUUAAAGAGGGCGAGGAGCUGCGGAUGGAUUUUGAGUAA
This is a messenger RNA of Leptomonas pyrrhocoris, 1099 nucleotides long. RefSeq lists its product as hypothetical. The record is from RefSeq and is a predicted model, not a curated record. Bases 131 to 1099 code for a protein of 322 amino acids. The transcript has a single exon. NCBI's taxonomy places the organism in Eukaryota, Euglenozoa, Kinetoplastea, Trypanosomatida, Trypanosomatidae.